Molecule: messenger RNA, 2946 nt
Organism: Nothobranchius furzeri (turquoise killifish)
Lineage: Eukaryota; Metazoa; Chordata; Actinopteri; Cyprinodontiformes; Nothobranchiidae
Product: MICAL-like protein 1
Molecular function (GO): protein binding
Source: RefSeq, a predicted model, not a curated record
GCAGCUAUUGGGUGUGCAGCACAACAAGGAGGAGCAGCCAGGCAGGCAAGCAGCGGGAUUUUCUUCACAUCAACACCGUUUAUCGCGUCGUCUGGGAAGUUUGUUGCUCUGCAGUUACUCGGAGCGCUUUUCACUUCACGGUCGAACUGUUUAGUUAGUUUGGGGUGGGAAAACCCCGGGUCUGAGUUUCCGCUAGGCUCUUAACGGACCUGUUUUUAUUUUACAAACCUAAACUUCCUGUCUGCUUCUGCUGAAACUUUGAUCUUUGAAAUGUGGCCGCAGGAGGUUUCGUGCAAAAGCAAAGUUUGAGAGGGGGAGGGGGCGGUGACCGUUUCCUGUUCUCAGCACAAAGCCAACCUUGUUGACAUCUCACGUUUUAAGUGUCAUGCUCAUCCCGCUAAAGAAUGGCAUCUCCGAUGGAAAUAAUGGAGUGGUGCCGCCUCACGUGCGCCGGUUAUGCUGGAGUGGAUAUCAGGGACGUGUCCUCCUCGUUCAGGGAUGGACUGGCCUUCUGUGCCAUCAUUCACAAACACAGACCUGACCUAAUAGAUUUCAGCUCACUCUGCAAAGAAAAUUCUUACGAAAAUAACAAGCUGGCAUUUGAAGUUGCAGAAACAAAUCUGGGGAUCCCUGCUUUGCUGGAUCCGAACGACCUGGUCCCCACCAAAGCUCCAGACUCUCUAAGCGUCCUCACUUACAUUUCCCAAUACUACUACUUCUUUCAUGGUCCCUUCAGAUCUGGAUCAUCUCACAGCUUGAGCAACAUCCCAAAGAGUCAUAAAACUCCCAACAGCAGGAGAAGCUCCAAGAGCUCAGUUGAUCUGGAAACCACGACAGAAGAGCACGCGAGGAACGGGGUCAUGUGUAGUUUCUGUUUAAAGCCUGUUCACCUCAUACAGAGAUGUCUGAGUGACGGGAAGUUUUACCACCGCAGCUGUUUCAGAUGUAAAAUUUGCCACGCCACUCUUUUAUUUGAUUCCCGUCAUGCUGGCUCUUUGAUGUGUUCCUCCCACGUAAAAGACUCUAAAACCGCUUGUGCUGACCCCAGUCAACGAUUCAGAUCCCCUGAGAAUAAACCCAGAAGUGAGUCUGGGGCGGGUUUUCCAGCCCUCUGCUCUUUGGAUGGACUGCCCAUCACCAGCGUUCCUCGUUACGCUCAGAAAGCGGAAUCACAAGACAGACCAGGAGCAGGUGAGAGCAGAGCGGCGAUAGAUGGAGAAGACUCGACUCAGAGCAGCGUUAGAGGAGGAAGAGGGGAACACACGCAUUGUGCAGACAGGAAGGCCCAACAGGAUGCAGUAAAGAUCUCUUGUUCGGUGACAGAAGGAAGUAUUUAUCCUGUUCCAGCACCCAGACGAAGUUUAGACUCCUCUACGGUCUCUGUUCCUGCUCCCAGAGCCAAAACAAUGAGCAGCUCCCCUAGUGCAGAGAUUUCAAAAAAUCAAAGUAAAUCACCUGGUUUGCAUGUCGCGGGCCCUAAAGUGAAAUCCAACCAUCCCUGGAUGGCCAUCGUGCACCCCGGUCCGUGGUCACAGCUCCCGCCAGCUCCACCUCCAGUACCUCUCCCUCGGUCCAAAUCGACCCCUUACUCAUGGGGAUCAUCAAGCAGACCCAAAAUGCCUCCUCCCAAUCCGUUUGAAGAGGAGGAGCUCCUAGAGGAAGCUGCCACACCCGAGGAGACCUCUGCAGCCACCGUCCAAUCGGAAAACGGUGAUGUAGUUGGUUCAAGUGAUGCCAAAGGUCCUGUCACUGAAUCUGAGCUGAAUACAGAUCAAACAGCGUAUUCUGAAGGGGGGUGUGGAGGUAAAGAAGUUGAAUCAGAAGCAGCGACCCCCACAGAGGGAGGAUCAGCUGGCCAGAUUGAGAUCACACCUGAGCACUCUGCCUCGGACCCAGCAGGACAACAGGAAGCUAAUGGAUGUGACAAGAAGGAUGUCUGCAAAGAAAACUCUUCCUCUGGAAAACCCGAGUUGUCCAAAUCUAGGAGUUUACAGAACGUGUCGUCCACUCGUGGCCCGGCUCCAGGUCACGGUUUCCCCCUCAUCAGGAGGAAGGUGCAAACAGACCAACACGUUUCCACGGAGGACCUGCAGAAGCAGAGGAAAGAACUGGAAAGUCAUUUAGAAGAACUGGAACAGCAAGGAGUCGACCUGGAGAGGAUAGUCAGAGAUGACAAGAGCAGUAAAGAAGAACAAAUGCUAACGGAGUGGAUCAAAGUUUUCCACGAGAGACAAGAUCUGCUGCACAAGGACCAAGAACUCAACAACCUAAUAAAACAGCAACAUUUAGAGGAUAAACAAGCAGACGUGGAGUAUGAGCUCAGAUGUCUCCUUAAUAAACCAGAGAAAGACUGGGGUCAGGAGGAUCGGAGUCGGGAGCAGCAGCUGAUGGGAGAGCUGGUCGUCAUCGUCGAGCAGAGGAACCAGAUCAUCAGCAGCUUGGACCUGAACAGACAGAGACAAACAAAUGCAGGUGUGAUCGUGGAUGAGACGAUGAAGGACAGAGAUUUGCAGAAGGACGGAUUAAAAGAGUCAAAGAAGUCAAAAGGAAAAUUCAAGCCUGCAAAAGUGUUUAAAAUGCUGAAACACUGAACAGGAAACAAAAAACUCUGUGGAGAAACUAACUUCCUCACCUCAGGUUGGAGGUUUUUAAGUAUUUGCACCUUUCAGAUGGUGAAUCUAUGAUGUAAACAUCUAACAGCAGCUCCGGUGGUGGGUCAGGGUUACAACCUGUGUGUGCUUCAGGCUGCCGACUACCAUCAUGUUGUUUGUAAGAACACGUUUACACACUCUGGAGUUUCAUACGUGUCAUAAGAACGUGAUAAGAUUGGUUUUAUGGUUACAUUACUCAGUUACAAAGUCUCUGUGAGCAUCUUUCCACUAACCUGCACUUUUUAUUAUCUUUAUAAAUGAUUUCUCUUUUAAAUAAAUGCAUUAAAAUAAUGUA